AAGGAGGGGAAACUGUCCUUUUUCACAUUCUUCUGUCUUCCCUCAGCCUGGAAAACAUAUUAAUCCCAGUGCCUUUACACUCGGAAACAAAGGGACUCAGCCAGACUGUGUUGGGAAAGGGUGAUAAGAACGAUCUUGGAACUCCACAGAGGGCAAGAGUGAGAUUCAGAAAUCACUAAGACUUCACUUUAAGGAAAAUUCUUGUGGCGGCAAGGGACUAGCUCACACAGAUCCAGGAGAAACUGCAGACAAAUGGAGACGCGGCCAGUCCCAGGGACAGCAACCUUCACCUCAUCUCGCUGGACCAGAAGUGGAUAACACAAUGAUGUGGAAAAUGGGACCCCAUUUCACCACCAUGCUGUUGGCCAUGUGGCUGAUGUGUGGAUUAGAGUCUCAUUCCCCUGUCUUGGAUACAGACAGCCACACAGGACGGAAAGUACGUUUGGCCUCUCCAAUCAGCGCUAGGUCAGCUCGGUAUCUGAGGCACACCGGGAGGUCUGGUGGAACUGAGAAAUCCACUCAGGAAGAAUCAAAUCUUCAGCCUUCCCAAAGGAGGAAGAGUGUACCGGUAUUGAGAUUAGCUCACCCGACUGCGAAGCCAACUCCCUUAGGUAUCAAUGGAGUACCGGUCAGACCUGAGUUGAGACCAAUAGCUAGGAGCUCUCCCCGUGAGAUGGUCCGGGAUGAGGGGUCCUCUGCCCGGUCGAGAAUGUUGCGGUUCCCUUCUGGGUCCAGUUCUCCCAAUAUCCUGGCCAGCUUUGCAGGGAAGAACAGGGUGUGGGUCAUCUCAGCCCCUCACGCCUCAGAGGGCUACUACCGCCUAAUGAUGAGCCUCCUGAAGGAUGAUGUGUACUGUGAGCUGGCAGAGAGGCACAUCCAACAGAUCGUGCUGUUCCACCAGGCAGGUGAGGAAGGUGGCAAGGUACGGAGGAUCACCAGUGAAGGCCAGAUCCUCGAGCAGCCUCUGGACCCCAGUCUCAUCCCAAAGCUGAUGAGUUUCCUAAAACUGGAGAAGGGCAAGUUUAGCAUGGUGCUGCUAAAGAAGACUCUGCAGGUGGAGGAGCGCUACCCUUACCCUGUCAGGCUGGAGGCCAUGUAUGAGGUCAUUGACCAAGGCCCCAUCCGCAGGAUCGAAAAGAUCAGACAGAAGGGUUUUGUCCAAAAGUGUAAGGCCUCGGGCAUAGAGGGCCAUGUGGUCCAGGAAGGGAACAAUGGCGGCGGAGGAGGGGCGGGAAGCACAGGCCUGGGCAGUGAGAAGAGGAAGGAAGACCCAAGGAGAGCCCAAGUCCACCCCACCAGAGAGCCCCAGAGAAAGCUGGCCACCACCAAGGCAGCUGUUCCCCAACCUCCCCCAACCCCAAGGACCACCACCCUUCCUCCUGCUCCAGUCACAACAGCUACUCGGGCCACAUCCCGGAUGGUGACAAUAGCUGCAAGACCUACAACCACCACUGCCUUUCCAACCACCCAAAGGCCCUGGACAUCCCGGCUGCAUCCCUUCUCAGUCUCUCACAGGCCUCCUGCAACAGCUGAGGUGACCACUGUCAAGGUCACUUCCGUCUCAGAGCAGCUCUACCCUCUAACUCGGAAGGAACAGAGGGAGAAGCCACAGGCCACCAGAAGGCCCAGUAAAGCCACCAACUAUGGGAGUGUCACAGCAGCCCCGCCCACCACCCUCUGGGAAGGCAGCACACGAGCUGUGGGCACAAGUCGUUCCCGCGACAACCGGACAGAUAGACGAGAACAUGGCCAUCAGGAACCAAAUGUGGUGCCAGGUCUUCACAAGCCAGCAAAAGGGAAGCUGCCCAAAAAGAAGGACAAAAUUCUUAGCAAUGAGUAUGAAGCUAAGUACGACCCCAGCCGACCCACCGCCUCUCAAGGGGAGGAGGAGCUGCAGGUGGACAAUGUUCCCUCCCAGAAUGCAAAGGAGUCGAAAAAGCACGAAAAACUCGGGAAACCUGAGAAGGAGAAGAAAAAAAAAGGGAAGGGUGCGAAACCAGACAAGUUACUCAAGAGUGACAAGCAAACGAAGAAAGCCGAGAAAAAGAGCAAACAGGAGAAAGAAAAGAGUAAGAAGAAAAAGGCGGGCAAGACAGAGCAGGAUGGCUACCUUCUGAAGCCCACACCAAAGCAGCUCACUCCGAGUCCCAAGAAGUCAGUGAGCGACCUGCUGGGGUCUUUUGAAGGCAAACGACGACUUCUCCUGAUCACCACUCCCAAGGCUGAGAACAACAUGUAUGUGCAGCAGCGGGAUGAGUAUCUGGAAAGCUUCUGCAAGAUGGCCACCAGGAGGAUCUCUGUGGUCACCAUCUUCGGUCCUGUUAACAACAGCACCUUGAAAAUUGACCACUUCCAGCUAGAUAAUGAGAAACCCAUGCGUGUGGUGGAUGAUGAGGAUCUGGUAGACCAACAUCUCAUUGGUGAGCUAAGGAAAGAGUAUGGAAUGACCUACAAUGACUUCUUCAUGGUGCUGACAGAUGUGGAUCUGAGAGUGAAGCAAUACUAUGAGGUGCCAAUAGCAAUGAAGUCUGUGUUUGACCUGAUCGAUACUUUCCAAUCCCGAGUCAAAGACAUGGAGAAGCAGAAGAAGGAAGGCAUUACCUGCAAGGAGGACAAGAAACAGUCCCUGGAGAAUUUCCUAUCCAGGUUCCGAUGGAGGAGGCGGUUGUUGGUGAUCUCUGCCCCUAAUGAUGAAGACUGGGCCUAUUCACAACAGCUCUCUGCCCUCAGUGGUCAAGCAUGCAAUUUUGGUUUGAGGCACAUAACCCUUCUGAAGCUUUUGGGAGUCGGAGAGGAAGUUGGAGGCGUCCUAGAACUGUUCCCAAUUAAUGGGAGCUCCGCUGUUGAGCGAGAAGAUGUACCAGCCCACUUGGUGAAAGACAUUCGCAACUAUUUCCAAGUGAGCCCAGAGUACUUCUCCAUGCUUCUAGUUGGAAAAGAUGGGAAUGUUAAAUCUUGGUAUCCUUCUCCUAUGUGGUCGAUGGUCAUCGUGUAUGACUUAAUUGAUUCCAUGCAACUUCGGAGACAGGAAAUGGCCAUUCAGCAGUCACUGGGGAUGCGCUGCCCAGAAGAUGAGUAUGCAGGAUACGGUUACCAUAAUUACCACCAAGGCUAUCAGGAUGGCUACCAAGAUGACUACCGUCAUCAUGAAAGUUACCACCAUGGAUACCCCUACUGAACAGAAAUAUGUAAUCCUAUUCCCAUCCAGUUUCCUCUUCAUCUGCUAGAGCUGUGUGUGGCCAGCUACAUGAGGGAAGUCCUCUAUACUCUACAUUGCCUGUCCUUUUCUUUCUGUGUUCUAAGAUUAAAGAAAUAGUCAACUUUCCCUUA
Phodopus roborovskii (desert hamster) is the source of this 3330-nucleotide messenger RNA. It is a transcript of the gene Ccdc80, whose product is annotated as coiled-coil domain containing 80. Bases 323 to 3178 code for a protein of 951 amino acids. The record is from RefSeq and is a predicted model, not a curated record. NCBI's taxonomy places the organism in Eukaryota, Metazoa, Chordata, Mammalia, Rodentia, Cricetidae. The transcript has 8 exons.